Vespa velutina is the source of this 1667-nucleotide messenger RNA. RefSeq lists its product as uncharacterized. Lineage: Eukaryota; Metazoa; Arthropoda; Insecta; Hymenoptera; Vespidae. The transcript has 6 exons. The record is from RefSeq and is a predicted model, not a curated record. Bases 533 to 1507 code for a protein of 324 amino acids.
UAAAUUUUAAAAGUUAAUAAUAAAUUAUUGUUUUAAUUAUUUUACUAUACAAACAUAGUAGAAACAAUAUAUUUAUAAAAUUUGUGGAUUAUAUUCUUUAAUUGAAAAAUUAUGUUUUCUAUUGAAACUUUUCUAUGAGUUGAGAACCCCUACCGUAAACGUUAUUAUUAUUACUCCACUGUAAAGAAUUUCAUUGUCACUUACAAAAUUUACAUAAGUUUCUAAGUGUACUCUAAUUGCAAUUACAGUUUGUAAUUAAACUAAACGAUAUGUACGUAUUAUACACAUUAAUAAAUAAUUUAUCUAUAAAUUUUUUUAUAAAUAGCUUACAUGAAUAUUGCAAAACAUUUUUCAAAUGUCGCGGCCAUAUGAUUACUACGUAGUUCAGUUUCGUUAACUAUCAUUUUUGACAGUUCAAUUUUCAUGUUAAUUAAUGUUUAGUUUAGUUACAAGAUUCUUUAUAUUGACAAAAAAUAUGUUUCUCGUUGUUAGUUGAGAAAAGAAGGGAGAGGAAAGAAGAAGAAAACACAAAAUGACUUCGGAAGAAGAUUGUCCUUGUACGGACAUGUCCGAACCUUCGAACGUGACGUCUUUACGUACUGACAUAAGUUCGAUAGUAAAUUCUUAUGAGUCUUACGUAAAAAUUACUGAAGAAAAGAAAAAGACAGACGAAGAACCUCACAAAAAGACUAUUAAUCAAGAAUCACCAAAAGCAACAAAUCAUCGAGAAAUGACGCAAUUCGAGCCUGUUAUACCUUGCUAUUGUCAUGUCCCAAUAAUAAAUGCUUGCACAUUACCAGUAAAGUAUACAAAAGAUGAUCACCGUAGACGUCGUUCAUUUUGGUCUAAUUUUCGUUACAAAUGGUCUGAUAAAAAAUAUCUCGAUGAUAGAAAUCGAAAAUACGACAUUAAAUUACGACGGAAUUCGUGUUAUAAGUCUUUAAAUAAAAUCACGAAUGGUAGCGUAAAAACAAAGCCCGAAGAGAAAAUAAAGUUUCAAGCUGACAAAUUAGGUCAAGGUGACAAAAAAAGAAAAAAUCUUGCCGAGAGAAUCGAUAUUUAUUACUUCGAUCAUGGAAAUUCUGCAUAUUAUCGAACAACGGAUUCACCACCCAUAUUAACGACAGAAAAGUGUGCUGAAAAGACGGACCAAGCGGCAACACGUUUUUGGGCUGAAAUAUUUGGCACGAUUCACAUAGGAACAGCAUUUUUAACAGCUUUUAUUCUACAAUUGAUAAGAUUCAUACUAUUCAGUCUUAUUCGACCAUUGACUGUUGGUAUAUUGCAAUUAUUUGCAGACUAUUUCGUGAAACCAUUACUUUCGAUAAUAUUUAACGCAUUGAUACAACCAAUUUUAAUACUUUUAUACAAUAUCGCAACAUCUAUCAAAGAUCUUUGCGAGCCAUUGGCAGAAACUAUCGGUUUAUUUUUAAGAGAGAUAGCAAAUCUAUGUAGAUCGAUUAGGAUAAUAGAAAUAAAAUAUGAAAAUAAGGGUUCUCCUACUUGAAAGUGAGAAACAAAUUAAUUAUUGAGACGUAUACUUAAUCGGCAUACGAAUGAGGAUAAUUUGGAAGAAUUUUAUUACGGCCAAGGAUUUAUAACAAGUCGAUCAACUGGUACGAUGAUCGUUUCAACAUGAAAAUAACAGGAUAUUGCCUUAACACCAG